AUGUCUAGUCCAUUAACUCAGGUUAAAACUGCCUUGGCUACCAUGUAUUCCAAUGGUACCCAAGAAGAAAAGAAAACCGCAACACAACUUCUUGAAUCAUUUCAAAAAUCUCAAGAAGCUUGGGAACUCGUUCAUACUAUUUUGAAUGACAGUAAUGAAUCGAUUGAAUUCCGUUUAUUUGCUGCGCAAACCCUUAGAUCAAAGGUUACUUAUGAUCUUGCACAACUUCCUGAAGGUUCUUACCCUCAACUUAAAGACUCUCUCAUUGAUUUGCUUACUAAAUACCCAGAUCAACCCCACAGAAUUAUAAGAACUCAACUUUGUAUUGCUCUUUCUCAAUUUGCCUUACAAUAUUUGACUUGGGAAAAUGCAUUAACUGAAAUUAUUUCAAAACUUUCAAAAGAAGAAUUAAUUACUUCAUUACUUGAUUUCUUAAAGAUUUUACCUGAAGAACUUUCAGACGUAAAGAAAACUUCUUUAACUGAUGAUGAAUUCAAUUCAAGAACUCAAGCACUCAUUACUUCCAACGUUGAACAGGUCCUUAUGAUUCUUAACAAUUUAACUACCUCAAACCAAGGUAAUUCAAAAUUAAACUCAUUGAUUUUAGAUUGUUUAAACAGUUGGAUUAAAGAAUGUCCAAUUGAAAGUAUUUUACAAAUCACAACCCUUACAAAUUUGAUUUUCCAAUCUCUUAAUAAUGAAGAUACAUUUGAAAAAUCUAUUGAAUGUUUAUGUACCAUUAUGAGUGAAACUAGAGAUAUUGAUAAUCAUGAAUUGAUUGAUGCACUUUUCCAACAAUUAUUACAAUUACAUUCUUACAUGUCCUCGAAUAAGGAAUUAUUGGAGGACCCUGAAACUUUCGGCAGUCUUACUAGAUUAUAUGUUGAAGCAGGUGAAGCAUGGCACGUCCUUAUUGCCAAAAAUCCAAAACAUUUUAAACCUCUUGUUGAAAUCUUAUUAGAAUGUUGUCAACGUAAUGAAGAUUUAGAUGUGGUUAAGUUUACCUUUAUGUUUUGGUAUCUUUUAAAACAAUUAUUAACAUUGCCAAAGUUUACUGAUGCUAAACAAGAAUUUAGUGAAAUUUAUGGUAAAUUAAUUGAAAUUAUUAUUCGUCAUUUAACAUAUCCAACAGAUUCAAAUGAUGAUGAUAAUUUGUUCGAUGGAGAUAAAGAACAAGAAGAUAAAUUCAAAGAAUUUAGAUAUGAAAUGGGUGAUGUUUUAAAAGAUUGUUGUGCAGUAGUUGGUCCAACUCGAGCAUUAAACAUCCCAUUCCAACAAAUUCAAACUAUAUUACAAUCUGGUAAUAAUCUGGCUAGAUGGCAAAAUUUAGAAGCUCCAUUAUUCUCUAUGCGAGCCAUGGCUAAGGAAGUUCCAUUAAAGGAAAAGACCAUUUUACCAACAAUUAUGACUUUUCUUGUUCAGCUUCCAGAACAUCCUAAAAUUCGAUAUGCCGCUACCUUGGUCUUGGGUCGUUAUACCGAAUGGACUGCUAAGAAUCCAUCCUUUUUAGAACCGCAAUUGAACUAUAUUAUCAAGGGGUUUGAAGGUGCUGAUUUAAGUAAAAAUAAAGACAUUAUUGUUGCUGCAUCCCAUGCUUUAAUGUAUUUCUGUCAAGAUUGCUCUGAACUUUUGGUUAAUUAUCUUGAACCGUUAUAUUUACUUUAUGGGCAAGUUAAAGAUCAAUUGGAUAUUGAGUCUACUUAUGAACUUACUGAUGGGUUAGCUCAUGUGAUUAAACAGCUUCCAGAAGAAAACUUAUAUAAAACAUUGGGAAUGUUUUGUAAACCAACUUUGGACCUUUUAAAUUCAAUUCUUAAUUCAAAUGAACAAGGUGAUCAAGUUUAUAAAUUACUUGCUGAUCAACUAGAAGUUCUUACAACGUUCAUCACUGUUUUGAGAUGUAAAGAUUUCGAAAAGCCAAUCUCGCCUGUUUGUAAUUUUUUCAUCGAUUCUAUAUGGCCAGUUGUUUCUCAAAUCAUUAGCAAGUUUGGUAAUGUUUUAAUUGUUAGUGAAAGAUCCCUUAAACUCAUUAAAAAUUCAGUACAAUCUUUCAGUACUUACUUGAACCCUAUUUUGCCAGCAAUCGCCACUAUAUUACACGAUGGAUUUGCAAAGACAAAGUUUGGUUGUUAUCUUUGGGUUUCCGGAAUUUUGAUUCGUGAAUAUGGUGAUGAAUAUUCAUCUGAGGAUAUUAAAGAAUCUAUUUAUCAAUUUGCAUUAUCUCAAUGUUCCUUAUUUUAUGAUAUUUUGAAGGCAGAACAGAAUUUGAAGAAUAUUCCUGAUGUUAUUGAAGAUUUCUUUAGAAUGAUGAAUGAUUUACUUAUGUUUUAUCCAUUCAAAAUGAUCUCUAACUUUGAUCUUUUGAAACCAACCUGGGAUUCAAGUAUCGUGAGUUUGAAUUCCCUUGAUCAAGUCAAUCCUUUAGUAGCUGUCUUGCAUUUCUUAAUUGAUUUAAUCUCAUGGGGGUUACCUACCCCACCUAUUUCAUUCUUUGAUGAAAACCCACAACAUGUACGUGAAGGUGUACAACAAUUUUUAAUUUUGGAUAAUAAUGGAGGUCAUUUAAUGAAGGUUGUUAUUGAGGGCCUUAUCUAUCAUUUCCAUAACGACAUUCAACAAGACGCAAGUGACUUGCUUUUAAAGAUUCUUACUGUUAUUCCUGAUUCAAACGUUUCCAUUAACUGGCUUACUGACGUCGUUAAAUCCUUACCAAAUGUAAGUGGUAAAGAAUUAGAUAAGUUAAUCAACACUGUCAGUGUAUCUUUACCAAAUAAGGAUAACCGCAGAAUCAGAACUUCUAUUAGAGAUUUCGUACAUUGGUAUUCUCGUAAGAAUGUUUCUCCAAGAUCAGAAUUUUAA
This is a messenger RNA of [Candida] anglica, 2859 nucleotides long. The record is from the annotation of a GenBank genome assembly. NCBI's taxonomy places the organism in Eukaryota, Fungi, Ascomycota, Pichiomycetes, Serinales, Debaryomycetaceae.